UAGCCUCGCUCUCGGUUCGCAACUCCUUCAACCUCAGCCUUACCGCCCGAACUAAAUCCGCGCGGCACGUCACAUAUUUCUUUCUUUUGAUGCGCAGAAGUCUUGACAGCCGCAAGCCUACUCUUCUGCGGAACCCAUCACCAUGGUCGCCGAUACCACCUAUUACGAUGUCCUAGGGGUCAGGACAGAUGCCACCGAACUAGAAAUCAAGAAGGCGUAUCGCAAACUAGCCAUCAUCACCCACCCAGACAAAAACCCCGGCGACGACACCGCGCACGAGAGAUUCCAAGCUAUUGGAGAAGCCUACCAGAUCCUGAGCAAUACCGAGUUACGAAAGCAAUACGACAAGUAUGGGAAGGACCAGGCUCAGCCCGCCGAGGGCUUCGCUGACCCGGCCGAGUUUUUCGGGACCAUCUUUGGCGGCGACGCUUUCGUGGACCUGAUCGGGGAGAUCUCGCUCAUGAAGGAUCUGACGAAGACGAUGGAUAUAACCACACAGGAUGUCGAGGGAGAGGAAUACCCUGGGGAGGCAGCCGCAAAGGAGGAAAGCCUGGCUGCUGAGAAGGCGAGACAGGCUGAGGCAGGUGGCCACCCCCCGGCGGCAUCUGUUGCAGACGCUACAGAUUCGCAUGGAGCCUCCACUGCUGCUGCGGGCAGUGCUUCAGCGUCCGGUACUUCGACACCAAGGAGACCAGGCGGCAUACCAAUCAGACAGGCUAUUAUGGACAGGUCAGAAGAGGAUGUGCAGAUGAGUGCUGCUGGGUUGACGGAGGAGGAAAAGGAGCUGCGGAAGAGGGAGAAGAAGAAGGGCGGAUUGACGAAAGCGCAACGUGAGGAGCUUGCUGCAUACGAGAGAGAGCGGGCGCGCGUACGUCAAGAACGAGUCGAAACCCUGGCGAAGAAGUUGAUCGAUAGAAUCAGUGUAUGGACAGAAACUGACAAGGGACCCGACGUCACAAAGGCAUUCCAAGAGAAGACUCGGCUUGAGGUAGAGAACUUAAAGAUGGAGUCAUUUGGUCUGGAUAUUCUUCACGCAAUCGGUCAAACCUAUAUGCAAAAGGCCAGCGGCUUGUUAAAGUCUCAAAAGUUUCUGGGGAUUGGAGGCUUCUUCUCGAGAUUGAAGGACAAGGGAACCAUUGCUAAGGAGACGUGGAACACCAUCUCCAGCGCCAUCGAUGCGCAGAUGACGAUGGAGGAAAUGGCCAAGAUGGAGGAGAAAGGGGGUGAAGACUGGACAGAUGAGAAGAAGAUCGAGUAUGAGCGUCGUGUCACAGGCAAGAUCCUCACAGCCGCAUGGCGCGGCAGCAAAUUCGAGAUCCAAGGUGUGCUACGUGAUGUCUGCGACGAGGUGCUGCACGACAAGAAGAUCCCCAUGUCCAAGAGGCUGGAGCGCGCUCAAGCCCUGAUCAUCUGCGGAGAGAUCUUCUCAAAGGCCCAACGAAAUCCAGAGGAAGAAGGCGAUUACAUGGCAUUCGAACAACUGGUCGCUGAAGCAGCCGCCAAGAAGGAAAAGAAGAAGGACAAGCCCAAGAAGGGCGACAGCAAGCAUAACCACCAUGAUGUCGCGGCCGAUGCUCCUAAUGUACCUCGUGCUUAGCCAGAUAGAUUCUUUGAUGGAUAUAUAUGGGGUUUGGCUUCUACUUCUUCCUCUUCUUCUUUUUCUUCUUCGGCGGGGUUCGCUGGCUGGUCGUGAUCUCGUUGGGUUCUCUUGAGCGUUUUGCAUACGACACUUGUUUCGUUCCCCCUCCCUACUCCGAUCCUACUACUCAUGUCUCAAACGAGCAUAUCAUAGGAAUAUGAAAAUAGGAACAGGGAUAGAUCCGAGUUUUUCCCACUUGUAUGUAGUCUCUUCAUUCAUGUAGUGAGGAGAAAGAGAGAGAGAGAGAGACGAGGUAAUUAAGAAAAGAAAAAUGAAAUGGCACGGUUCAC
Molecule: messenger RNA, 1929 nt
Organism: Amorphotheca resinae ATCC 22711
Lineage: Eukaryota; Fungi; Ascomycota; Leotiomycetes; Helotiales; Amorphothecaceae
Exons: 3
Coding region: 143-1597 (484 amino acids)
Biological process (GO): protein import into peroxisome matrix
Cellular component (GO): cytosol
Source: RefSeq, a predicted model, not a curated record